CCGAGCUGAAAACGUUGAUUUUCCUCAAACUCACCUUUAACGCUGUAUUGUUGUUAGCAAUCACCAAGCUGUUGAAAAGCUAGAAGCAAAAAUUCCUACUUGCAGAAAACGGAACCCGGCAGAGGAAGUAAAGGCACGCGCCGCACCUUCUCUAUCUCUACCUACUCGCUAAUUGCUUGAAGCUAACGCGCGCGCGAUAUCUAUCUCUCCGGCAACUCGCUUUAGUGUCUAUCGCCUAAUUCAGUUUCGCUUGGAAUCGCUUGGAUAUUUAGCGCGGUCUUGGAGGGAUCCCGAGAGGCAGCCUCAGCGGCAAACGGCAAACCGGAAGUUUUAUUCAUCGAAGCGGAACUACUCAGUCAGUUGUUUGCUUCCUGUUUUCUUCUGUUGCGCGAUUGUCAAUUUCUUGGAGUUUUGGGCUGGAAGUGGACCGGGAGCCAGAUACCAGGGAAGAAUAAGAGAGAAGAAGUCGCUCUAGGCGUGUCCUCCGGUGUGAAACUAUUUGUGAGAAAACGGUAACAAAUUAGAUGGGAGUGGGAUAUUGACGACGUCGGAGUAAAAGUGUCGAUGGUGGAUAGUUAAGCAAAAAAAUCAAUCCAAAAAGAAUGGAUAAAGUGCAAUUCUAAAGUGCUCGAAAGUUAUCUUGAAACAUCCCAACGAGAAAAGAAAGGAGUACUUCCUCAAGAAUAACACAGUGAGAAAAAUUCUAAGUAAUCCACAACUGCGCAACUGGUUAAGUGCAAGCCGCAGACAACCUGGACAAACAAAUCGCCUUGUGAGGAGGCGUAACAGCAUCAGAAAAACGGCAAUUGCAAGCAUCAUAAAAACAAACCGUCAAGAGCUGUGAUUUUCCCGCCCCCUCGAGUGAAAAACGCUUCGGAUUCUUGGAACGAAUCACUUGCACUGUUGGCAGACGACUAUUCGAGGACGGGGACUUAGACCCAGCUGAGGAAAUACGAGGAGAAGCAGGAAGGAUUACCCGGCCGCUUGAAUAUUGCACCGAACCCCAAGGCCCCAGUCGGGAUUAACUGCGUCAUACGCCAACGAGUGAAGGAUACAAAUAGGUGCAAGUGACCAUCCCGUGUUGUUGGUGCAAGACGAGGAGAACAGUUUCAGAUAAUCGCCAUUUCUGUUUCCCGCUUCGAGAGCAAAAAGUAGGGCGACCCCGCCAGUGUAAAGCGAAACUUAAUUGAGAGUAUGCGGUCUGGACAGCGGGAAGGUCGGCGGUGCAGCUGCUGAAUUUCAUUAGUGAAAUUGAUUAUCGAAAAUUGAUUUCCCGGCUUUCUCGGACAAGUGAGGGUGCCCCGUGAUAGUCGUGUCUAUUUUCGAAUAGAUAUUAUCCAGAUUCAGGGUGGUUGGUGUUGUUCGAAGAUAAUUCCUGGUACGGAUGCAGCAGAGCAAAUGAUAGCUAAUGAGUUUGGCGGUGCGAGAGGAAUUGUUGGGAGUGCUUGAUUUCUAGCGAUUCUAGGCGCAAAGGCUAGUGUUCUAAGCCGCCAACCGUCACAACCGCCACCGAGACUACGAGGGCUGCCUUUGCACGUUCCAGAAGCGCGGCAAAGUGCGGUAGUCCAGCUACAUUGUUCACUAUAGGCAGAACAUCCCAAACCAGAUAGUUGAAUGAGUAACAGUGCAAUGGUUGCGGUGGCCAUCUGCUGUAUUCUGGUACUGCUGGCAGUGUUCAUCGUACUGAUAAUAGUGGUCGGGCAGACAAUGGGCGAACCAAAGUGAGAUAAGCUCCAACUGGGGCCAGGUCACUUCGCCGAUGGAUAGCCAAGGCCCCCCGGCUGUUAGAAUUCGGAUGGAUUUUGUUCCACUAGUAUCACAACUGCAACUAGCAUCGAUGGCCAACCGUUACUGAACGUGUCCAACAUCUCCACCAUCGAAUCCAGUACGACCCUGGUACUUCCAAAACGGCGGUUAAUCAACAUCCUGACAUCUCCCAACACUACAAGCAAGCCCAACGCAACCAAGGGCUCCACAAAGAGGUAGAAGAGACUCCCAGGCCUUAGUUCAAAACCAAUACUGCAAAAAAUGCAGUGAAAUUCGGAUAUCGUAGUACAAUCCUUUCCUAGAAAAAUACAAUCCAGAGGCAGCAAACACUCACUAAAACGAAUGCACACGUACUUCCUACACUGUAAAUAAGCUUGGCAAACUCCUCUAAUCUUAUCUUCUUCACAACUAGCCUAGCGAACAGCACAAAUAUGCACCAGCUAGAUUCUCCUUCCUGCUAUUGGCCCUAUUGGAAAUACAGUAGCCCAAUGCUACUGUUGUCAAAACGUCUACCCUCCUUCACUCCUACCCUAAUGCUUCCAACCUAAAAACUAUUUCUCUUCCAAACUAUCGGAAACACGCGUGAACACACAAACAAACACGCUCCCCAACAAACCUAAAAGAAAAUAAACAACAUACUUGUAGAGGACGGCAGAAAGCAAAUACUACCACCAAAAACAACCAACAACAUCUACAAUAAACAAAACCACCGGAGGUAUAUAAAACAAAGCAAACAUGGAAUAAAAUCAUUCUCACCAAUUCUUAACAGCCAAAAGGGGGCAACAAAUAGAAAAAAAACAAAAACACACAGAAAUACUUACACAAACUCACAAUCUAGAAUAUAAAAAAAACAUGAUAAAAUAAAUCGUUCACGGAAAAAAUAAAACAAAAACCACAUAGGGUUAGUGACACAUUAGCAAACAAACAAACAGAAAACACAAUUUCGAAGCAAAAUCGACAACAAACGUUGGGAGAAAACAUAUCGUGUGAACGAAACAAAAAAAAAAAAA
Messenger RNA from Aedes aegypti (yellow fever mosquito), 2777 nucleotides. RefSeq lists its product as uncharacterized. The coding region runs from base 1615 to 1725 and encodes 36 amino acids. The transcript has 2 exons. Lineage: Eukaryota; Metazoa; Arthropoda; Insecta; Diptera; Culicidae. The record is from RefSeq and is a predicted model, not a curated record.